Priapulus caudatus is the source of this 956-nucleotide messenger RNA. RefSeq names its product plexin-B-like. The record is from RefSeq and is a predicted model, not a curated record. Gene Ontology annotation, molecular function: protein binding; semaphorin receptor activity. Gene Ontology annotation, biological process: sensory neuron axon guidance; regulation of GTPase activity; negative regulation of cell adhesion. NCBI's taxonomy places the organism in Eukaryota, Metazoa, Priapulida, Priapulimorpha, Priapulimorphida, Priapulidae. The transcript has 5 exons. Gene Ontology annotation, cellular component: semaphorin receptor complex. The coding region runs from base 75 to 956 and encodes 293 amino acids.
UUGUGAAGUCAGCCCACGAGGCGGUAGAGUUUGAGAAGGUAGCGGUGGAUCCUGGUUUCCCCAUCCUCGCUGACAUGAACUUCAAUAAACAACAAGAGCACGUCUAUGUGAUGAGCAUCAACAAGGUCAGCAAGGUCAAAGUUCAGGAAUGUGACCUCUACGAGACUUGCGAGGACUGCAGCAUCGGCGCUCGCGACCCCUACUGCGGCUGGUGCACGCUCGAGAAUCGCUGCUCCACCAGGGCGCGCUGCAACAAUGCGAACGCGACGAAUCGCUGGAUAUCGGUGUCGUCGCGCGAGUGCGUGCGCUUCAUGGAGAUCAUACCGAGUCAGAUACCCGUCGGGAACGCUAACACGGUGGAGCUACGGGUAAACCGGUUGCCGGCGCUGCUACCAGGCUACGGCUACAGCUGUGUGUUCGGCACGGCCGCCCCCAGCCCGGCGAAGACGCCGCGAAACUCCGCCGGUCUGAUCUGCGACACGCCGCCCAUGCAGGAACUCGCAAUGUUUGCCGGAGACGGAGAUCAUUUCAGCGUACCGUUGUACAUCCGAUCUACGGAGACUAGCGUUGACUUCGUCUCCCACAUGUUCACCUUCUACAACUGUUCCGUACACGCCACCUGCUCUCAGUGUAUGCUCAGCCGGUGGGCCUGCAGCUGGUGUAUGUACAGCAACAGAUGCACGAACAAUCCCACACAGUGCGCCAUAGACAACCCUGGAGAGGGAGAGAAUCUGAACCUGGCGAGUGACACGGGCGACGUCGUGGUGACGGUCGGCCUGCAGCCGUGCAACGUCACCUCGCUCGCCGAGACGCAGCUAGUGUGCCACCCUCCCCCCGAGCAACCCCCGGGCGUGGACGACGCGGGACGGGAGAGGAGGAAGCUGCUACCCAUCGUCACGGUGAGUGCGCGCGUCUGCAAGUUGAACCCGGGGCGCGGCAACAUCGGGCAACACUAG